This is a messenger RNA of Papaver somniferum (opium poppy), 2297 nucleotides long. Its product is annotated as L-type lectin-domain containing receptor kinase IV.2-like. The record is from RefSeq and is a predicted model, not a curated record. Gene Ontology annotation, cellular component: plasma membrane. Gene Ontology annotation, molecular function: protein kinase activity; carbohydrate binding; ATP binding. Bases 71 to 2086 code for a protein of 671 amino acids. The transcript has a single exon. Lineage: Eukaryota; Viridiplantae; Streptophyta; Magnoliopsida; Ranunculales; Papaveraceae. Gene Ontology annotation, biological process: protein phosphorylation.
UCCACUUUCAUGUUCUUAUGUUGUUAAUGGGCGUUCGUUCUUGCAAGAAAUUUAUCCUUGCAAACAAGUCAUGGAACGUUCGCCAAAAAAUAUGAGGAUCAUCUUCUCUGAGAUUGUUCUUUUCUUGUUUCUCCUACUAAUCAAGAGUUUUGCGAACUCGCAAUUUGUGUACAAUGAUGGAUUUGGAGGUGAUAUACUGAUGAUGGAUGGUGAGGCUCAUGUCACAGAGAACGGCCUCUUGCAGUUAACCGAUCAAAAUGAUAUUGAUAAGCAAGGUCAUGCCUUCUAUUCGAAACCGCUACAGCUCAAGGGUAAUGUUUCUUUCUCUACAACUUUUGUCAUUGGAAUAGUAGUAUCUGGAUUGGAUAAAUUAAGCGGUCAGAGAAUGGCUUUUAUUAUUGCGCCUCAAAGAAGUCUACCGGGAACUUUAUCAAGCCAAUUUCCAGGCAAAGGUGCCCAUGACACCAACAAUGGAAAUUCCGCAAACGAUGUCCUCGCAGUGGAGCUUGACACGAUCAAAGAUCCCCGUCUGAGAAUUGAAAUCAACGGUACGUCUGUUAAAUCCACUUCUUCUAUUUACUUCACCAAUGGGGAAAAAAAGAAACAGCCUCUAAGUCUUGACAAGGAACAGAUACAAGUUUGGGUAGAGUAUGAUGCGAUAAACAACAAAAUUAAUGUCACCUUAGCUCCAUUUAAUGUAUCAAAACCAGAUGUUCCACUCUUUUCGUUGAAAAGAAAUCUCUCAGAUAUUUUCUUAGAGCCCAUGUACAUUGGAUUCUCAGCCUCAACCCAAUCUGUGUUAACAUCUCAUUACGUAUUAGGGUGGAGUUUUGAGAUUAAUGGUACAGCUCAAGACCUAAACCUUUCAAGCCUUCCUAAGCUUCCUCGGCCUCCUACAUCUCCUGGAUCUCCUCCUUCCCCUUCACUUUCUCCUUCGCCUUCUCCUUCUCCUCCUCCCAAACCUUCUAAGAACAACAACAUCGCAAUAAUUGUCUCCGCAAUAAUUGGCUCAAUUGUAGUUCUGGCAUUAUUGGUGAUUUUCGGCCUCUAUUAUAUGCGAAAACAGAAAACAAAAAACGUCCCAGUAGUUUCACCAUCACCUCAACCAGCAUCAGAGGUUCAAAAGUUUUCGUAUAGUGAGCUGGAAGAGGCUACAAGUGUGUUCAGCGAACAAAUUGGGGAAGGUGCCUCUGGUACCGUUUACAGAGGUAUAUUACCGAAUUCUGAAUCGCAAGUUGCUGUCAAGAAAGUCCCUGGUGAUGCAAAAUAUGGAUCGAGGGAGUUCACAGCGGAGAUCGGGAGUCUGGGUAAGCUUCGCCACCAAAACUUGGUAUUCCUACAUGGCUACUGUGAACACGAAGGACAGCUGCUUUUGGUUUAUGAUUACAUGCCCAAUGGAAGUGUAGACAUGUUUCUCUAUCCGAAACGGAAUCCGCUAUAUUGCACGUUUAUUUGGAGUCAGAGAUUUCAAAUCAUAAAAGAUGUUGCAAAUGGAUUGUAUUAUCUGCAUAAAGGGUUGAAACAAGUUGUGAUCCACAGAGACAUUAAAUCCAGCAAUGUCUUUUUGGAUGAUAAGAUGAAUGCAAGGUUGGGCGAUUUUGGUCAUGCAAAACUGUCUGAUCAUGGAGCGGAUAGUGCUCCAACUUCGAGAGUAGUUGGAUAUGUUGCACCAGAAAUGCAAUAUGGAAUGCCAUCGACUCAGACAGAUGUGUACGCAUUUGGGGCUUUCAUGCUUGAAAUUGCUAGCGGAAGAAGACCUCAUUUAGUGGCUGAACGGGGUCUGCAUCUUGUUGAUUGGGUGUCGUCUUCUAUGAAGGAUGAUGCAAUUCUUAAUACUGCUGAUAAGAGGUUAAGAGGUGAAUAUGCAGAAGACGAAAUGCUUUUGGUGUUAAAGCUUGGGUUACUAUGUUGCCGUUUUCAACCCACUGCUAGGCCAACCAUCCAAAAAAUCGUCCAACAUUUGAAUGGAGAUGCUGCUGAAGCCGAUUUACGCGCCCUUAACACGGUGGAUGAAGCACCUGUCCGCUAUGUAGGGGGAGGAAAUACACCUCCUCGUUCUGGUACACAUGAUAUAUUCUUGGAAUGACCUAACUCUCUCUAGGCAAUCUGGAUCACCGUCAUCUGUCAACCAGGAUGGUCCGUCUGUGAAUUGAAAUGCAUUUACGCGUUAAGUUUGGGUUGAUGACAAUUUCCUAAGGUUGAUCUUUCUAUUUGGUUUUAAAAUGUUGUUCUUGAGUGUUCAAUUAUGCAAUUCAUACAAGUUCAAACACAAUUUUACUUUUGUACUUAUUACUAAU